Molecule: messenger RNA, 1722 nt
Organism: Moneuplotes crassus
Lineage: Eukaryota; Ciliophora; Spirotrichea; Euplotida; Euplotidae
Source: the annotation of a GenBank genome assembly
UUAUAAAUGGAUAAGCCUCAUCGCAAGAACAUUCUAGCAAGUUGUCAGCCCAGCCAUGCCGAGAUCCUCAGCAGGCUGGCUGAGAAGAACUUUCAAAAGAUUAAACUCAGAAGGAAACAGAUCCUGAAUAUGAAUAGGGGGUGGAAACAGGGGUAUAGAAUGAAGUUAAUCAAAGAGUCUCUGAACCCACCUCCAGCCUUUGGAAUGCAUAAGAAGAAAGAAAGUAUUGAGGGUUUGAGUAAUGAAAAGAAAGCACAGCUGAUUGCCUCACUUCUUGAGACACUCAAGACUGAUAGCACUAUUUUGGAAAACAUGAUCGAGAAAGAAGUUACCUAUGAGGUUUGUAAUGAUAAAAAGGAACAAUGCGCGGAGUCUAUUAUUUCAUUGCGCAAAAUUUUACAAGAAGAAUCUGAUAAGAUGUUUGAUGACGAAGAGAUCAGCAUUGCUCAAGUCUUUAUCAAAAACAAAGGGGUUGAAAUACUAUUGCCAUUUUUAAGAUUUGAGUACCACGAGAAGAUUCUGAAGGAAACUCUUUGAUGUCUUGCAAAUCUCUCCAUGAUAGCUGGGCAAGAUAGAUCUAACUUAAAAACUAUUGUCCCGGACUUAGUUUCAAAAAUAGUUGAUCCUUCAACUCUUGGUAAGAAUCUUGCCCAAUACUUAAUCAUUGUUGAGUUCAUCUUGGUUUGCUUCGUGUUUAUCCUUUAUGAUGACGAUGACACUGUUCACGAUGUCCUGACUAACAUCCCUAAUCUUGGGUACAUCUCACAAUUAGUGAGAUUUAAAAGAGAAUCAUUAUCUGUGAUAACUUGUAUGUUUAUUAACAUAAGUAUCUCUCUGGAUCCAAUUAUAAUCCCUGAUUUCUUGAGAAGCGACCUGAUCUCAGAUCUAAUUUAUGGAGUUAAAGGGAACAUCAACAUUGGGCGAGAAGUUAUUUUAAUUUUCUCAGUAAUCUCAAACAUGAAAUGGAAGAUAGAAGAAGCUGAUGGCGAUGAUGGGUGGAUCAAAAUUGCUGAUGAAUGUCUUCAGUUGAUAGUCGAAGAUAAAAGAGUCUGAAAUCUCUUAAAAGAUAGUAUGAAACUCAAACACAUUACGACUAUUAAGCCAUUACUCGAUUUCAUAGGGAAUUUAGUGAAUAAUACUGAAUGUAAACUCGAAGAAUAUUUGAUAAAACUACCGGAAUUUGAAGAGAUGAUCAACUUCUGUUUUGAGUCUGAAUCAUUUACUCUUGUAGGAAGUCUCCUCUGGGCGAUAUCUUCAAUGAUGAAUAAUCCAUCAGUUGUUGACUAUUUUGUAACAAAUAUCAACAUGCUUGAAAAGAUUACUUUUAGUUAUCUCUCACACAAAGAUCUCAUUGUACAGAAGGAGGCUUGAAUAACUCUCUUUUAUUGUAUGAGUCAAAAUAAAAGCAACAUUUCUAUAUUCAACAAUGAAUUCAGCGUGAGAGCCAUCUUGGAAUCUCUAGAUUGCUCACCCCAGAUCUUACCUGAAACAGUAAUGGCUGUUUUCAGUAUAAUUGACAUUUCAUGUGAAGAAGUCAGUGAUAUCAUCACUGUCUUCCAGGAUAAUGGUGUUAUUGAAAAGAUCAAUAUUAUUUCUGAAAAGUUCCAAACAAAUAGUGAUAUUCAAAAAUUCUGUAAUGAGCUUCUUGACAAGUACUUCGAAACAAAGGAAAAUGACAAGGAAAUAUUUGGACAAAUGCAAAAUUAUGACAUGCAGUUUUAG